Messenger RNA from Rhodamnia argentea, 1256 nucleotides. Its product is annotated as MADS-box protein JOINTLESS. The record is from RefSeq and is a predicted model, not a curated record. NCBI's taxonomy places the organism in Eukaryota, Viridiplantae, Streptophyta, Magnoliopsida, Myrtales, Myrtaceae. The transcript has 9 exons. Gene Ontology annotation, cellular component: nucleus. Bases 315 to 995 code for a protein of 226 amino acids. Gene Ontology annotation, molecular function: RNA polymerase II cis-regulatory region sequence-specific DNA binding; protein dimerization activity; DNA-binding transcription factor activity, RNA polymerase II-specific. Gene Ontology annotation, biological process: positive regulation of transcription by RNA polymerase II.
CCCUGCCAAUCCCAAUCCCAAUCCCUCCUUUCUUUCUUGCACGUUAAUGAAGCUGCAGCCACGCCAACAGGGUUGUGCUUGUGGGGCGAAUUUCUUGCUCUCUUUGUCUGUGUUAUCCUGUGAUGGCUCUCUCUCUCUCUCUCUCUCUCUAACUAGGGUUUGUGUCCAAGAUUCUAUUCUUGGCUCCAUUUGGCAAAAAAACACCAUCAUUUUCUUGCCCCCCAUGCCCUUCUCUCUCUCUCUCUCUACAAGCAUGACCCAUUUUUAGGAAAGUGAAGAAGAAGUAGAAGGAGAAGAGAGAGAGACGGAGAGAAAUGGCGAGAGAGAAGAUUCAGAUCAAGAAGAUCGCCAAUGCCACGGCUAGGCAAGUCACUUUCUCGAAGCGACGAAGAGGGCUGUUCAAGAAGGCCGAGGAGCUGUCCGUGCUUUGCGAUGCCGACGUCGGUCUCAUCAUCUUCUCUUCUUCUGGAAAACUCUUCGAAUACUGCAGUUCAAGCAUGAAGGAAAUUCUCGAACGGCAUCAUUUGCACUCCAAGAAUCUUGAGAAAUUGGAUCAACCAUCACUUGAGUUGCAGUUAGUAGAAAACAGCAACUACUCUAGAUUAAGCAAGGAAGUUGCGGAGAAAAACCACCAAUUAAGGCAGAUGAGAGGAGAAGAGCUCCAAGGACUAAAUAUGGAUGAAUUGCAGCAGCUAGAGAAAUCGCUCGAAGCUGGGUUGAAUCGUGUAAUAGAAAAGAAGAGCGAAAAGAUCAUGAAAGAGAUCUCUGACCUUCAACAAAAGGGAGCGAAACUAAUGGAAGAAAACAAGAGACUAAAGCAACAGGUUACUGAAAUUUCGGGCCGGAAAAAUGCCGCCACUGAUUCAGAGAUCAUUAAUGAGGAAGGCCUCUCAUCGGAGUCCGUCACGAAUGUCUGCAACUCCAGCGGUGGUCCUCCUCAGGAGGAUGACUGCUCUGACAUUUCCCUUAAGUUAGGGUUACCCUACAACGGCUGAUAUGUUGUCUAAAUCUAUAACAAUAAUGGGAUGCAUGAUCUGAUCUGUUGCCUAAAAGAGUUGGUGAAACAUAGUACCUUGUCCACGGUAACAUAUGCUGGGAAUGACCAUGAUUUUUGUUUUUUUUUUUAUUUAUUUAUGGAAAAUGCCAAGUUCAUUGCCAGUUCUUAGGAUUGUUUUUCAUUGUUCUUCCGGUAAACUGUUCUCGCUUGCUCUCCAACGGAGGAUACCAUUUGACUUAAUCAGGAAGAGCCUUCAGAC